AUGCCGACGCCCGAAUCCGCCGCGUUCCUGGCCAAGAAGCCCAAGGUGGCGCCGACCUUUGACGGCGUUGACUACGACGACAACAAGGCGCUCAAGGCGGCGCAGGACGCCAUUGUCCGCGAGCAGUGGGUGCAGGUCAUGAUGGGUCGGCUGAUCCGCGAGGAGCUCGGCAAGUGCUACUACAAGGAGGGCGUCAACCACUUGGAAAAGUGCGGUCACCUCAGAGCUCGAUCAUUCACAACCACGCUGCGACCUCUGAAUGCUGCCGCCGCCGCCCCAUCACCGGCCACUGAUGCGGCACCAGCAUCAGAAGCGCCCGCCGAGACUGCAGCGAACGCAACUCCGGUCUUGUCUUCCUGCCCCAAGGGCACCAUCCUCAAGGGUCUCAACUACUUCAAGGACCGGUCCGACCCCGUCGCACUGGCCGACGAUGCAUACCCUGCUUGGCUGUGGAACUGCAUCAGCGUGACCAAGAAGGCGGCUACCGUCGACGCGGAUGCCGGAGCGGAUGAAUUCUCAAAAUCAAAAAAGCAGCGUCGCUUGGCAGCCAAGAAGCAGCGCGCCCUCGAGGCCCAGCUCCUCGCAUCCGGAGACCUGUCCGCACUGGCCCCCAAGAUCCCCGUGCAGCAGCAGUCCAUCAACCUGCCCGGCGCCGAGGACGGCUCGGUCGAGUCCGCCGUCGAGGCCGCCCAGACGCGCGAGGCGCUCCGGUCGGCCAUGCGCAAGGAGCGCAAGGCAAAGAUCAGGGAAAACAACUACCUCAGGUCCAUGUGA
Molecule: messenger RNA, 774 nt
Organism: Pyricularia pennisetigena
Lineage: Eukaryota; Fungi; Ascomycota; Sordariomycetes; Magnaporthales; Pyriculariaceae
Exons: 3
Coding region: 1-774 (257 amino acids)
Cellular component (GO): mitochondrial large ribosomal subunit
Molecular function (GO): structural constituent of ribosome
Source: RefSeq, a predicted model, not a curated record